AUGGUAGUGUGGAAAUGGAAGUCGAAUUACACUACGAACGCAACUUCGACAUACCGCCCAAAGAUUAUCUUGGACAAUGACUGGGGCAUUGCUGGCUUUAUCCCCAUCUUCCAGGCCUUGAAAGCAGGCUGGGAUAUCGUUGGCAUUGUCUCGGACACUGCAAACUCUUGGGCUUUGCAGACUGGAUUGCAUGCUCUUGCAACCUUGCAAGUUGGCGGACUGGGUUGCAUUCCUGUCUACCGCGGUGCCGACUGGCCUCUUCUGAACCGACCUGGUCUUUAUCGUGCUUGGGCAGACGUUCAUGGAGUGCUGGCAUGGGAAGGCGCUUUCGCCCCAGAGAACCUCACAUAUGAAGCACUAGGCAAUGACCCGACGAGUGGCGAUCCAGAUCGAGUCUCGAGAGCCGCUUUCGAAAAGCCAGGCUACGGCUACCCCAACAUAACAUUCGUGCCGGACAUCACAGCCGUCGAAUUCAUGGUCCAACAAGUCAGGAAGUACCCCGGCGAGAUCAGCAUUUACUCGGGCGGUGCUUUUACAAACAUCGCCUUGGCCGUUCGUCUGGAUCCCACAUUCGCAAAGAAUGCCAAGGAGCUCGUCAUUAUGGGUGGAUACCUGGACGUCAAUUUGCUACAGACGACGGGAUCCGUGCUCCUUGCGGACUUGCAAAGCGACAUCAACCUCAUGAUCGAUCCUGAAGCCACCAAGAUUGCUCUUACCGCCGACUUUCCCAAUAUCACCAUUUGUGGUAAUGUCGCCAACCAAGUCAUGAGCACACAAGACUUCCUCGACGAGAUUUACGAGGUCAAGACGCCGUACAGUGAACUUAUGUACAAGUACUAUGGUACCGAAUUUCCCUUCUGGGACGAGACAGCUGCCGCGGUCAUGGUCGAGCCCUCGAUUGUGAAGAACAGCACCAAGUUCUACCUGGAUGUGGACACUAGCUAUUCUUCGCCAAACUAUGGCAAUAUCCACGCUUAUCAGAAGGCUCUCGCACCGACGGCACAGCCUUUGCAAGAAGUCAACUUCAUCAUCGAGAUUGAUGGUGACAAGUUGAAGGAGAGAAUCAAGGAGAGCGCUCAAUAUCCACCAACAUGUGCGAGCGCAGGAGAUGGUGCAUAG
Messenger RNA from Zasmidium cellare ATCC 36951, 1119 nucleotides. RefSeq lists its product as uncharacterized. Lineage: Eukaryota; Fungi; Ascomycota; Dothideomycetes; Mycosphaerellales; Mycosphaerellaceae. Bases 1 to 1119 code for a protein of 372 amino acids. The record is from RefSeq and is a predicted model, not a curated record. Gene Ontology annotation, cellular component: cytosol. Gene Ontology annotation, biological process: purine nucleoside catabolic process. Gene Ontology annotation, molecular function: purine nucleosidase activity. The transcript is spliced from 2 exons.